Brassica oleracea var. oleracea is the source of this 399-nucleotide messenger RNA. Its product is annotated as putative lipid-binding protein AIR1. The record is from RefSeq and is a predicted model, not a curated record. Lineage: Eukaryota; Viridiplantae; Streptophyta; Magnoliopsida; Brassicales; Brassicaceae. Bases 64 to 399 code for a protein of 111 amino acids. The transcript has a single exon.
AGAAUAUAAACACACUACUACUUCCUGAGAUUUUGUUUCAGAGUUUUUCUGGUACACAAACAAAUGGCUCGAAGAACCUCUCUUGCACUCUUCCUUUUCCUUAACCUCCUCUUCUUCACUUACAGUUCUGCUCAAGGCACUUGUCCUAGAAAUGCCCUUCAGAUCGGUGCUUGCACUAAUGUGCUCAAUGCAAUUGACUUCACAUUAAGAAGCCCACCGCCACCAGUACCGCCGUGCUGCUGGCUCAUUGCAGGCUUGGCUGACCUUGAGGCUGCAGUCUGUCUCUGUACCGCGCUCGACGUUAACGUUCUUGGCAUCAACGUUCACCUUCCCAUCGAUAUCAGUAUACUUUUCCAUGCUUGUAGCAGAUUUGCUCCACAAAGUUUCCAAUGCCCCUAA